GACCUUUCCAACCAACAAACCCUGAGCAUACGAAAGUUCUGCGCAGCGAAUGUCUUUGUCGUUCACAGUCAGCGAGCGCAUCUUAUGCUAUCAUGGGCCCCUCGUCUACGAGGCUAAGAUACUAAAAGCGGAGACGUGGGACGAAACCAACACUAAGCUCUCCACAGUUGGUCCCCAUUUCUUCGUGCACUAUAAGGGGUGGAAGCAGACGUGGGAUGAAUGGGUGCCUAUCACACGGCUCCUCAAGUUCAAUGACACGAAUGUGCAACUGCAGAAAGCACUGAUGGCACAGGCCAGCGCAGCUGCAUCUACCUCGGGGUCAUCCUCGAAAGGGAAGGCCCAUGGUGGGGGUAUGAUGAAGGACAGUAGCUCCUCGCGCGGUGGCGGGCUUGGGCGUAAGGAUGGUAGAGGAACGAAGAGAGGGAGAGAGGAGGACGAUAGCAGCAAGAAGCCGGAAAUGAAACUCAAUGUCCCAGAGGUGCUGAAAGUACUACUUGUGGAUGAUUGGGAGGCGAUUACAAAGAACAGUCAGCUGGUAUCUGUACCACGACGUCCAACAGUUGUUGAGAUCCUCCAGCAGUUCAAAGAUUAUGUGAUAGGGCUCGGGAAAAACACAACCCUUCGCGAGCCUGAACUCGUCCUCCCAACAAUAAUUUCAGGACUGCAAGUCUACUUUGAUCGCUCGCUCGGCGCAAACCUUCUCUACCGCUUUGAACGUCCACAAUACGCUGAGAUUCGCAAGCAGUAUGUCACGGGUCCCAAGGUGCAGGUUGGCCAGGAGAAAGAUAUGAGCGCCAUAUAUGGAGCAGAACACUUGCUUAGGAUGCUUGUGAGUCUACCACAGAUGGUCUCCAGUUCUACGAUGGACGCGGAGAGCGUCGGGCUAGUGAGGGAUUAUGUCAAUGAGCUUCUAAUGUUUAUGAUGAACGACCGCAGUCGGCUAUUUUUGAUAGAGUACGAAAGCUCAAGUCUGCAAUAUCAAAACAUCUCUCGAUCAUAAUUCAUUAACGCUGUUCUUGUGUACAUACCAUUAUUCGCGAUCUUAAUCGUCUACGUCCGCCUUCGUUCAAAAUUUAUGCCAACUGUGAGGUCUGCUGGUCCAACUAUAUCAGUUCGAUAAGCAGAAUACGAGGACUCAACGACAUUGGCUAGCUAACCGUCUUUGGGAAAGAGCAUUGGUUCACCGCCUUUUCCUCUUGAUUACACUGCAUCUCCGAGACCGGUUGACCAUGUACGCAACCUUCUUAUCUACUUCGUUCAGACACCAACCAACUCGUGCCAUCUUUACCAUGUUUGUUGUUUCGUCGCUUGCUCCCCAGCCGAUCGCUCGCAUCAUUGUCAUGCUUGGCGGGCUGCUAUAUCCUGUUAGCAGUUUGGCGGUG
This is a messenger RNA of Suillus plorans, 1382 nucleotides long. Its product is annotated as MRG-domain-containing protein. Gene Ontology annotation, biological process: chromatin organization; regulation of DNA-templated transcription. The record is from RefSeq and is a predicted model, not a curated record. The transcript has 7 exons. Gene Ontology annotation, cellular component: Rpd3S complex; nucleus; NuA4 histone acetyltransferase complex. NCBI's taxonomy places the organism in Eukaryota, Fungi, Basidiomycota, Agaricomycetes, Boletales, Suillaceae. The coding region runs from base 50 to 1000 and encodes 316 amino acids.